This is a messenger RNA of Aptenodytes forsteri (emperor penguin), 1437 nucleotides long. It is a transcript of the gene PPAT, whose product is annotated as phosphoribosyl pyrophosphate amidotransferase. Gene Ontology annotation, biological process: purine nucleobase biosynthetic process; purine nucleotide biosynthetic process. NCBI's taxonomy places the organism in Eukaryota, Metazoa, Chordata, Aves, Sphenisciformes, Spheniscidae. Bases 1 to 1437 code for a protein of 478 amino acids. The record is from RefSeq and is a predicted model, not a curated record. The transcript is spliced from 11 exons. Gene Ontology annotation, molecular function: amidophosphoribosyltransferase activity.
AUGGGCAAGAAACCAGUUUUGAUUGCAAGCCUGGGCCAGGAGAGUGCUGGAAUUGUGACAAGUGAUGGAGAGUCAUCUCAAGCAUUCAAAGUGCACAAGGGAAUGGGUCUUAUAAAUCACGUCUUCAACGCAGACAGCCUGAAGAAGCUGUACGUUUCAAACCUCGGUAUUGGGCACACGAGGUACUCCACCUCGGGAAUUUCUGAGCUGCAGAACUGCCAGCCUUUUGUCGUGGAGACUCUUCAUGGGAAGAUUGCUGUGGCACACAACGGGGAGCUAACAAACGCUGUACGACUCAGGAGGAAGCUUAUGCGGCAUGGUGUAGGACUGUCGACCAGUUCUGACAGUGAACUGAUCACGCAGCUGCUGGCUUUCACACCUCCUCUAGAAAAUGACGAUACAGCCGACUGGGUAGCAAGAAUAAAAAAUUUAAUGAAUGAAACUCCAACUUCAUAUUCAUUGCUAAUUAUGCAUAAAGACAUAAUCUAUGCAGUACGUGAUCCGUAUGGGAAUCGCCCACUCUGCAUUGGUCGCCUUAUUCCAGUAGGGGACAUGAAUGGAAAAGGAAAAGAUAACAGUGAAACAGAAGGAUGGGUAGUCUCUUCUGAAUCCUGUAGCUUUUUGUCUAUCGGUGCAGAGUACUAUCGUGAGGUCCUUCCUGGAGAGAUUGUGAAAAUAUCCAGAUAUGAUGUCCAGACACUGGAUGUUGUACCAAGACCUGAAGGAGAUCCGUCAGCAUUCUGCAUCUUUGAAUAUGUUUAUUUUGCAAGACCAGACAGUAUUUUUGAAGGUCAGAUGGUGUAUUCAGUCAGGAGAAGGUGCGGGCAGCAGCUUGCAAUUGAAGCACCCGUGGAAGCAGACCUGGUCAGCACUGUUCCAGAGUCUGCAACCCCAGCAGCUCUUGGUUAUGCUCAAAAGUGCGGGCUCCCAUAUGUUGAAGUACUCUGUAAAAACCGAUAUGUAGGAAGAACGUUUAUCCAGCCAAAUAUGAGGUUACGGCAACUUGGUGUUGCAAAGAAGUUUGGCGUUCUGUCUGAUAAUUUUAAAGGCAAGCGAGUUGUUAUCAUUGAUGAUUCAAUUGUGAGGGGCAAUACCAUUUCACCCAUAAUAAAACUACUGAGAGAAUCAGGAGCCAAGGAGGUGCACAUCCGUGUGGCUUCACCUCCCAUAAGAUUUCCUUGUUACAUGGGAAUAAACAUUCCAACUAAAGAAGAACUCAUUGCCAACAGACCUGAAUUUCAUGAUCUUGCAAACUAUAUAGGAGCAGACAGCGUUGUCUAUCUUUCUGUGGAAGGGCUGGUAUCGUCCGUGCAAGAAAGCAUCAGAGCAAGACAAGAGAAUGAGAACAGCCUUAAAACCCAGAAAUCGCGUGUUGGAAAGAUUGGUCAUUGCACAGCGUGUCUCACCGGAGAGUAUCCCGUAGAGCUGGAAUGGUGA